Messenger RNA from Carya illinoinensis, 852 nucleotides. RefSeq lists its product as uncharacterized. The record is from RefSeq and is a predicted model, not a curated record. Bases 1 to 852 code for a protein of 283 amino acids. The transcript has a single exon. Lineage: Eukaryota; Viridiplantae; Streptophyta; Magnoliopsida; Fagales; Juglandaceae.
AUGUCCUACUACAACACCUUAUGGUUAGAGGAGGUACCUCGAGGACACUAUCCAUCAAAUGGUAGCAAAUCUCCAAUAGUUCAUGCAAGGGCAGGCCACCAUCAACAACCAGACUUCACAGGCCAUCAUGAUAUUAGAGGAUCCCUAACAAGGUUGACCAAAUCCUUGAGCACCCAGGAGAAGGGAAAAUUCCCUGCUCAACCACAACCUAACCCUCAGGGGCAGGUUCGUCAAGUGUCAGAGGCAGUUGAGACAUCCAAUAUUAAACUAGUAAAAGUUGUAACAACUUUGAGAAGUGGAAGAAUUCUGGUAAGUCCGGCCACUCCUGACCCAACCAUCAUUGGUAAGAAUUCUAACCCUAUGCAUGUUGAAACUGAAGUGAAAAACUGGCAAGCACCUGCACCUUUUCCUACAAGGCUAACCCUUGUGCACAAAGAUAAGAAUCAUGUUGAAAUUUUUGAAAUUUUUAAACAAGUGGGAAUAAAUAUACCUUUGUUAGAUGCUAUUCAAAAGAUUCCCACUUAUGAAAAAUUUCUUAAAGACUUGUGCACCAUUAAGAGAAAACUGAAUGUAAAAAAGAAAGCCUUUCUCACUGUACAAGUUAGUGCAAUCAUACAAAGCAACACCCCUCCCAAGUAUAAGGACCCAGGUUCACCCACCAUUGCUUGCAUGAUCAGAAACUCAAAAAUUGGGCAUGCAUUACUUGAUUUUAGGUCUAGUGUCAAUUUGUUGCCCUACUGUGUUUAUCAAAAACUUGGCCUAGGGGAGUUGAAGUCUACUUCCAUUACCCUACAACUAGCUGACAGGUCAAUAAAAAUACCUAGAGGGGUAGUGGAUGAUGUUCUAGUUUAG